Sphaeroforma arctica JP610 is the source of this 189-nucleotide messenger RNA. RefSeq lists its product as hypothetical. The annotation marks the transcript as partial. The transcript is spliced from 2 exons. Lineage: Eukaryota; Ichthyosporea; Ichthyophonida. The record is from RefSeq and is a predicted model, not a curated record.
AUGUCUUCUAUCGCGGGUAUCACACGCAUCACCACACUCACGUCAUUGUGUCUCGCGGGUGUGGGCAAUACGGACAGCGAAGGCGAUGAGAAGGCCCUCAUUCCACUGGAGCCCUUGCAGAAUUUGCAGUCGUUAAAUCUGGACUAUCAUCACAAAAUCUCAGACGGCAACGCGCAAAGCCUGGUUAAG